Messenger RNA from Plasmodium relictum, 4311 nucleotides. Its product is annotated as conserved Plasmodium protein, unknown function. The transcript is spliced from 3 exons. Lineage: Eukaryota; Apicomplexa; Aconoidasida; Haemosporida; Plasmodiidae. The record is from RefSeq and is a predicted model, not a curated record. Bases 1 to 4311 code for a protein of 1436 amino acids.
AUGUCAACAUGGAUAAAUAAAAAGUUAAUAUCAUUUUCAGAAAAAUUGAUUGAAAAUGUGAUUGAUUCUUUUACUAAUAAGAAUGCUCCUAUAGAAAAUAUUCAAAAUAUACAAGGUGUAAGAAAAAUAAUCAGCAAAGUUAUUUCGUCGAAAUAUUUUUUUAAAAAUGACGAUAUAUGUUACAAUGCAAAUAACUUAGAUUUUAAAUGGUAUUUCAAAAAAAAGAAAAAGAAAAAAAAAAAGAAGAAAAGGGUUGAAGAAAUAACAUAUGAAGAAAGCAAAAAAAAAGAUAGCAAUAAUAACAAAAAUUAUAAACACAAUGAAGAGAAUAACAAUUCUAAUGAUAUAAAUUAUUUAAAAAUAGAUGAAUCUUAUUUAUCUCCAUCUUAUUUAUUAAAUUCUAAUAAGGAAAAAAAAAAAAAGAAAAAUAGGAAGAGUUUAUUAAUAGAAAAAGAUAAAUGCCACCUUCAUCAUAAUAUUUCAAAUGAGUCUCCUAAUAAAAUAGCAUCAUUAAAUUCUAAUGUAGUAUCAUCUUGUUGUUCACCUUUUUUUACAUCUAAUUGUUCUUUUAAUACUUCAAGUUUAUCUUCACAAUCUAAAUCUAAUUCUAUUUCUUCUGAGUUAAAUGCUUCUUCAAUAAAUAUCCCAUCCUCUUUUUGCUCUUCAAAUUCUGAAAAGUAUCCUACAAAUAUAAAUGAAAAUUCGUCAAAUUCUAACAUUUUUGAAGAAAAUAAAGAAAGUUAUUGUAUGAGAAAGGAAAGUAGUUUAUGUAAAAUAAAUUUAUUUAUUAAAGAAGCAAAAUUAUUAUUUUUUAACAAGAAUGUAAGCAUCAGUGAUGUAUCUAUAUAUGUAACAACUAUAUUAGAAGAUAGAAAAUAUGUUGGUAAAUUAAAAAAAUUGAGUUCAAGAACAUUACCAAUGAAUAAUUUGGUAAUAAAUGAAUAUAUUAAUCAUAAUGUAAAAGAUAUAUUUACUGAUAUCGUAAUAAAUGUGAAGUAUAAAAAUAGAAAAAAAGAAAAAGAAGAUAUUGUUUUAGGAAGAGUUAUUAUACCAUUAUUUUUACUUUUAAAUACUUAUAAAUGCAAAAUUAAAAAAAUUAAAAAUAAAAUGAAAUAUUGCAUGAAAUGUUUUUUAUGGUUACAUAUAUUCCCAUGUAAUAAUAAAUUAUUUAAUUAUAAGUUUUUUAAACCAAUAGAAGGAUUCGAAGAAUAUGGGAUGCUAAAUCCCUUGUAUACAUUGGGUUUUUUAAAUAUUAAAAUUAAAAUAAUUUUUAAAAAAAAUCCGUUUUUUUUAACGUUUUUUAGUAAUAUAAGGAAGCCACUUUUUUAUUAUAAAUUACCUCUUCAAUUUGAACCGCUUUAUUGCCAAUAUUAUAGUGAAAAUUUUUAUGUUUAUCUCACUCAUUUACCUCUUUGGUUAUAUAAAUUUUUUUAUAUCUUUAAUCCCAAAAGAAUUGAAAAGAUACAAUUAAAUUAUUUUGAUUUGAUUUUUAUCUUUCUUUUUUGGUUAUUUUUAUUUCGAUUGAUUGUUUUUUCCCCUUUUUGUCUUAUAUUUGUUCAUAUAUUUUUCUGUAUUUUAUUCGUUUCAUUAUCCUAUAAAUAUGGAAUGGUAGAUUAUCACAAAAAUAUUUUUUAUAAUUUUCGUCCGAUCAAAGUUAGAAAAAAUAAAAUUUUGCAUGAACAAAUUAAAUCAAAAAUUGAAAAUAAGAACGUACAUUUUUAUGAUAAAGAAAGAGAAAUAUCCAUAUAUAGAAUUGAAAUAGAUUCUAAUUAUUGCAAGUAUCUAUGUGAUAGUGAAAAGGUAGGAGAAAGUAAUAAAGAAGUCUCUAACAUGUGUACACAAAAUGAAAAUGUAUCUAACUGCAAUUUAAAUAUAUGUGAUUCGGGAAAAUUAUUUUUAUCGAAAGAUGAUAUAAAAAGUGAUUUAAAAGAAAAUAAAAUGGAAAAUAUUUCAAACACUGAAGAAAAAUAUAAAUUGAACAAAAAUAAUGGCGUAAAUGAUAUUGGUAAAUACAAUAGUGCUAAUUAUAAUUAUGAUUAUGAUAACAAUUUAUGUAGUAAUAGGUGCCAUGAUAUAUAUCAUGACAAUUGUAAUAGUGGUGAUCAUUUAAAUUCUAAUAAUAAUAAUAAUUCUUAUUGUAUUGAAGAAAAUAAUUUAAUGAAAGAUCUCGAUAGCACUAAUAAAGAUAAUUUAAAAAUAGAAGAAGAAAUAAAAAAAAAUGAGGAAAUUAAAUAUAAAAAUGGAUUAAAAUAUAUGGAAGAAGUAAUAGAAAAAAAAACUGAACUUACAGAAAAUAUAAAUACAAAAAAAAAAACUAAUAAUAUUAAAAAGAAAAACUUAGAUACUAUAGAAGGAAUAAGUAAUAAAAAAGCCAACAUAACAAAUUUCGCAAAAAAGAUACAUGAUAUUAUGUUCGACAAUAAAGAUAAAAAUAAUUGGAAAAGUUUUAAUAAAAAUAAAAAUUUAAAUGGAUUUAUCAGUAUAUUUAACAAAAAAAAUGGAAAAUUGCCUUCUGUAUGUACAGAAGAAAAAGGAGAAGAAGAAGAUAAAGAUGAAGAAGGGAAAUAUUUGCUUAGUGAGAAAACGAAAUUUUUAAAUGAGAAAAAUAAAGAAGAAAAAAGUAACUUAAAAAGUAGGGAAGAAACAGAUAAGGAUAAAGAAAAUGAAAAUAGUAGAAUAGAUAUAUAUGAAAUGGGUAAUAAUAGAGAAAAUACAAAUGGUGUAAAAAAUGAGUGUGAAGAUAAUGGUAGAGACUAUGAAAAUGAAAAUAUUUUUAAUUCAUCAUAUAAUAUAUCAGAUCAAAGUAGACAUGAACAUUAUAUAAGAGUAAAUGAUGAAAUGAUUCUUAACACAGAUAUUAUGAACAGUCAAACGAAUUCUCAUAAUAAUUAUAAAAAUGAAAAUAACGAUAAUAAUAUUAAUAUUCAUUCAAAUAAUUUUAGUGCUCCAUGCAGUUAUUCAAAUAAUUUAUCAGAAGUGAAAUCACCUAAAAAAAAUUUUAUUUUAGAUGCUUUUAAUAAUAACUGUUCUACUAAUGAACAAAGUAAUUUAUUUGAUAUUAAAAAAAAAUAUAUGCCUAUGCCUAUUGUUAAAUCACCUUUUCAUAAUUUUUAUUUAUGUAUGAAUUCAAUAGAUAAUAAAAAUGUUCCAAUUUUUUCUAAUAAUAGUGAUGUACCUAAAAUCCAUAUGAUUCUUAAUAGGUUAAUUACUCUAGUAACUUUGUCUCAAAAUUUUACGGGAUUAUUUACAAUGAAUUAUGAAAAAAUUAAAUAUGCUUUUAAUUGGGAUUUUGGUUUUUAUACAUCAGUAAAUUUAUUUAUUUUAUUUCUUAUAUGUUAUAGCAUGUCAUUUUUUGUGUACUUAUUAUCUCAUAUUCCAUUCGUUGUUUUCCGAUUUUUUUUUUUUGUUCUGCUUACAUUUUUAAGUAUAAAAAGCUAUGAGUUUACAGAAAAUGGGCAUAGAGCUAUUACUUAUUCUAAAAAAAAUAAAAAUAAAAGAACAAAAAAAAAUUUUUUUAAAAGAUUGAAAAUAAUUAAGAUAAUUAAAAAUAUAUUUAAAAGGAAACAUAAAUCAAAAAAAUAUAUUUUCCUGAAAUUCCUUUUAAAAAUCUAUAAAUUCUUCAAGAAAAUUGCACAAAAUUUUUUUUUGUAUAUUUCAUUUGGAAUUUUUUUUAUCAAAAAUUGGUAUAUGAGAUUAUUAAUUUUAAAAGAUAUUGACCAUAUGGAAAUAGCGAAGUUACAAGCUUUUAAAAAUUUAUACUUUUUUAUACAUAAUCGUAUGAAAAAAUCAGGAAAUACAGUCAAAUCAAAAGGAAUGAAUAAUACUAAUAAAAUAAAUGAAAUAACUAAAACUAAGACAAAGGCUUCAAAUGAAAAUAAAUCAAAUAAUAUUGAUGAAAAAAAUAAAAGUUAUAUGAAAUUUCAUAUGUAUGAAAAUUAUAAAGAUGUAGAAGCUUGUAUUUAUUCAUCAAGUGAUAAAGAAACAGUUCAUAAAGCAAAUGAAAAUGAAAAUACUGAUGAAGAUUAUGAUUCUUUAAGUCAAAUAACUGAUAAUGGAAGCAUGAAUGUUCAUGUUGAUAUUUUCUUACAUUAUUAUUUUAAAAAAAGAAAACAUGAUUUAUUCAACAAUUUUAUUAAUAUUAAUAGAAAUCAUAUGUAUAUGUAUAAGGAUAUAAACUUAUGUUAUUCUAAUGAGGAACAUAAAAUUAAUCAAUUAAAUUAUAGAGAAUAUUUUAAUAGUGAAAAUAAUUAUUCUAGUUCAUAUGACGCUAAUAAAAAAAAAAAAAUUAAGACAUAUUCUUUGUAUAUGUAA